Messenger RNA from Symbiodinium sp. CCMP2592, 2337 nucleotides. The record is from the annotation of a GenBank genome assembly. Lineage: Eukaryota; Dinophyceae; Suessiales; Symbiodiniaceae.
AUGGCGUCCGGCAGUUUAAGCGCCACACCGCAGUGCGAAAUCCCGGCGAACUAUGUUAAUGUGGGAGGCUUGCAUGUUCACCCCACGUUGUACAAGACCGUUGAGGAGAAGAUUUGCCCCGAUACCGGGUUCAGUGCCGGCUACUUCUGGUCCUGCCUCAGCUCCAUCGUCGCAGAGCUCCGUCCGGAAGUUGAAAGAUGCUUGGCAAAACGGGACGAGCUGCAACAGAAGAUUGAUGCUUGGUAUGCCGAGAAGAAAGAGUCUGGGGCCGACUUGUCUAAGCCAGACUAUCGGCCAUCCUGCCGCGAUUUUUUGCGGGAUAUCGGCUAUCUCGUCCCGGAUAAGGGGCCGGUUAGCGUCACCACACAGUUUGUGGACGAGGAGAUCGCCAAGGUGCCAGCCCCUCAGUUAGUGGUGCCUUCCGACAACGCGCGUUAUGUCCUGAAUGCCGUGAACGCUCGCUGGGGGUCCCUCUAUGAUGCCCUCUACGGCUUCGACGUGAUCCCCGCCUAUUCCGUCACGAGCAGCGGCGUGGAGAUCAACGCCGCCAAGGGCUCGUCCGGCUAUAACCCCAUGAGAGGAGAGGCCGUCAUCGACUUCGCGAAUGGCUUGCUCGACGAGAUCGCUCCCCUUGUCCACGGAAAAUGGGGCGAUGUUUGCAGGCUUUGGCCCAAGUUCGUGGGCUCUGUUCAGCGGCUGGAGCUUCUCCUCAAGGACGGUACAACGACAGCCCUCAGGACGCCCUCCCUCUUCGUGGGCUCUCAGGGCAACUUGGGACCUCCUGAUGCAGAUGUGGCACGACCUCAGCCCUCCAGCCCCUGUGUGCCAGACCAGGGGCGCAUCUUCCUGAAGCACAACGGAUUGCACAUGAUCUUGGAGAUUGAUCGCACACACCCCAUUGGCAAGGCAGCUCUAAGCGGUAUCAAGGACAUCACCACCGAGAGCGCCCUGACCGCCAUCCUUGACAUGGAGGACUCGGUCUCCGCGGUUGAUGCCGAGGACAAGUGCAAGAUCUACAGCAACAUUUGCGGCAUUUUCCGCGGUGCUCUCGAGGCUCCUUUCGUCAAGGACGGCAAAGCCUUGACGAGGAAGAUGAACUACGAUGUUUGGUUCCGAGAUGCAAAGGGCAAUGUUUGCACCAUCCCCGGCAGAGCUUUAGCUCUCGUGCGAAACGUUGGCCACCACAUGUUCACAGAUGCGGUGCUGACGUCGGAUGGCAAGUUCGUCCCGGAAGGCUUUUUGGACUGCUUGGUCACCACAGCGAGUGCCCUCCACGAUUUGCGGGGCACCUCGCGUCUUAUGAACAGCCGCGAAGGCUCAGUUUACAUCGUGAAGCCUAAGCAACAUGGCCCAGAUGAGAUCGCGCUGACAAGCCGGUUGUUCGGCCGAGCGGAGGAAUUCUUCGGUCUGCGCCGCAACACCAUCAAGAUGGGCAUCAUGGACGAGGAGCGCCGGACCAGCGCCAACUUGCGCGAGUGCCUCCGGGCAGCGAUGGAGCGGGUGUUCUUCAUCAACACGGGCUUUUUGGAUCGCACAGGAGACGAGAUCCAUACAUGCAUGUUUGCUGGGCCGGUGGUGCGCAAGGGCGACAUGAAGAAGCAGAACUGGAUUCAGUCCUACGAGGCGGGCAAUGUGGACGUGGGACUUCACUCCAAUCUUCAGGGCCGCGCACAGAUCGGCAAAGGCAUGUGGGCCAAGCCGGACAGCAUGAAGGACAUGCUGCAAGGUAAGAUUUCGGAGCUCAUGGCCGGGGCAAGCACGGCUUGGGUACCGUCGCCGGCAGCUGCGACCCUUCACAGCAUUCACUAUCACCACGUGGAUGUGCCAGAGCGCCAAAUGCAGCUGGCGAUGCGACCAGCGGCGAAGAUUGAGAUGUUGCUCGAGCCCCCCUUGCUGCCCGCUAAGCUCUCGAAGGAGGAAAUCGCCCACGAGCUGAAGGAGAAUGCUCAGAGUAUUUUGGGCUACGUCGUGCGCUGGAUCGACUUGGGCAUCGGCUGCUCCAAAGUGCCGGACCUUUCGAAUGUGGGACUCAUGGAGGAUCGGGCCACCCUGCGCAUCUCUUCCCAAUUGUUGGCAAAUUGGUUGCAGCACGAUCUUGUUUCGGAGGACCAGGUGCGUGAUGUGUUUUUGGACAUGGCAAAGCUGGUCGAUCAGCAAAAUGCACGCGAGCCCGGCUACAUCCCCAUGUCUCUGAACCCCGAGCACAGCCCGGCCUUCCAGGCAGCCAUGAAGCUGGUAUUGGAGGGAAGGAAAGCGCCAAAUGGCUACACAGAGUACACUUUGCACGAGGCCCGGCGUUCGGUGAAAGAGCAGUUCGGUGGUCGCUCGAGGCUCUGA